AUGUCGCGGCCGUACAAGAAGAGCAAAGGGGCUGGGGGGAUAACCAAGUACAACACGCCAUGCAAGUUCUUCCUGCGCGGCAGUUGCUCUAAUCAGCGCUGCCCCUACCUACACGUCCGCAACCAGACGGUGAUACGGUCGACCAGCCAUAAGGAGGUUGCUGCUCAGGAAGGAAAUGGCACUGUGAAGGUUAUGUCGACGAUGCUGAAGCUGUUUUUCGAGAAGCAAACGCAGCUCAUCUACAACGCGGAAACUGGAAUGCUGAAUCUGUCGAAACUCGCAUCCUACGACGACCUGUCCUCUGUCGCCUCCAGCAUCAACUUUAACACGCGCACCUUUUGCGUAGCGUUGUGCACGUGCAUUCGCGAGCUGGUCUCGCCGCCGCCGGCCGUUCUGCAGCUCGACCGCAAUGAGCUGAAAGGCUUCCACCACCUCGGAAAAGCCCUCGAGGAGGCGGGUCUUCAUGCGUCUCUGCGUGCCCUGUCGCUGGCGCACAACAAUAUCACGUCCACGACCAUUGCACAGGAGCUGAAGCACUUUUCGAACCUGACAGAGCUGAGCCUCGUCGGCAACCCCGUCAGGGAGAACGUCGACUACAAGCUAAAUUUCAAGAAGUGUGUACCGUGGCUCCAGGGUCUUGACGGGGAAAGUAUGGCGGCCCCGCCGCUGGAGCUGCCGUGGCCGCGAUUCUUUGACCCCAAACACACGCUGACGGAUGAGGGCAGCGCCGCUCAAGGCUUCUUCUCCAGCGUACGGGGUUACGACAGCAUACAGAAGGCAUUGCUGCACUUCAUCCAGUCGGCAGUGCUGAACCCGCUCGAGAUGGAGCCGGCCCCCGGUCUGUUAACCGGCGUGGAUGCCGUAUCAGACGUCUACGCGCUCAACGCGACGUUUACCUUUAGCCUGGUAUCCACUGAGGCCGCCGUCUCGACGCCGAGUCGAACGGCUGGUGGCAGUGCUGCCUCAACGCAGCGCGAUGUGGUGCGUGAGAUUGUGGGCUUCCGCAUGCGUCAGACGGAGAGCAACCACAACGUGCUCCUCGGCCUCAAGUCAACGACGGUGGCAGUUGGUCGAACGAGCGUGUGCGCCAAGCUCGAGCACGUGCUGUAUCCGAAGAACUUCGUUGUGGGCCACUACAUCCAUGAAAGUCCGGAUGUGGCGGUGCUGGACAACAAAGGGUUCGGCCCCAACGCCAUUGUGGGAAUGAAGCAGCCGCUCUCUGUCAUUACCCUGCAUGGCGUGAUGCUUUGGCGCUACCGCACCACCGGGUCUGACGCCGAUGUGCAGCACGCUAGUCUCUUACGCGAUGCCCUCGUCAUAAAGCGCAACUUCUCACGCGUGAUCACGGUGUCGUCGACGGAGCCGGACCGCUGGCACAUCGUGAAUGACAUGGUCACUCUCUUCCCCUUCCGCGGCGGCAGCGGCAAUGAAGGCGAGUUGGGAGCCUCGAACCCUGCGAGCGGCGGCGCAGGUGUGAGCACCGCCCCCUUGACACCAGAGAGCAUUCUCUUCCGUGACGUGCAUCCGUACGACGUCGUCUUUAGCCCUGCCACGGAUCCGAAGCGGGCGGCGCUUAUUGCGCGGCGGUACCGCGUGCCUGCCCCCAUCGUAACCACUUUGUGUUCAGUCGUACACUCAGACAGAGAAUUGGCUGUCAUCUUGGUGGACUUGACUGACAUUCCGUUGGAGGUGUACGAGCAGUGCGCCCCGGUUGUCGAGAUGGAUCCGCUCGCGAGCAUUUUUCUUUGCCGUAUCGGCAACCGCUUCAGCAUUGAGCCGGCUGAGGGGGUUGUGCUGCUGCAAAAGUACGGACUUGACUGGCCUGCCAUUGAGCAGGCAGUCAGCCGGUGA
Molecule: messenger RNA, 1851 nt
Organism: Leishmania braziliensis MHOM/BR/75/M2904
Lineage: Eukaryota; Euglenozoa; Kinetoplastea; Trypanosomatida; Trypanosomatidae
Exons: 1
Coding region: 1-1851 (616 amino acids)
Biological process (GO): poly(A)+ mRNA export from nucleus
Cellular component (GO): nucleus
Molecular function (GO): metal ion binding; RNA binding; protein binding
Source: RefSeq, a predicted model, not a curated record